AAAGAAAAAUGAAAACGACGAUGGAAAUCCGUUAGACUUGAUUCCAAAUAAUUUUGGUGACGUAAUGUCAUUGAGUGAAACAAAUAUAUUAUUACCCGAUGAAUUUAGUGGUUUAGAAAGAGUUUGUUUAACUGCCAACGGUAAUUUGCAAAGGAUUUUAAGUUCAUGGUUUAAUAAAUCUGUUAAAGUGCAAAUUAUAAGAAAUGAUAGUAUUCCUAUUUAUCAUCAGAAAUUAUCUGCAAAUGGUGAUCCAAUUUUACAAAGAUUUGAUCGGGAAGUUAACCUUACAUGUGAGAGUAAGAUAGUUUGUAAUGCUGUAAGCGAGGUUUUGAUUUAUGAUAAUAAGAUUGUAGAUUUGAUUGUGAACAAAGGUAUAGGGAUUGGCCAAUUGUUUAGACAUCUUGACAGAUUACCCUCCUUUCGAUUGCAUUUUGUUGGAAGAAGUAUGACUACUUGGUGGAGAGAAUAUACUUUAAAAAUUAUUGGUGUUGAAUGUAAAAUUAAAGAAACUUUUCCAAAUGGAAUGUUUGAAAAUGGUUGGAUCAAAGUUAAGUCAACCAAUUGUAAUAAUGAAAAUGAUAAGUUUAUUAAUGAAGUACAAGGGUCAAAUAUUGAUAAUCAA
Molecule: messenger RNA, 622 nt
Organism: Racocetra persica
Lineage: Eukaryota; Fungi; Glomeromycota; Glomeromycetes; Diversisporales; Gigasporaceae
Source: the annotation of a GenBank genome assembly